This is a messenger RNA of Saccostrea echinata, 708 nucleotides long. Its product is annotated as DNA replication complex GINS protein PSF3-like. Gene Ontology annotation, biological process: mitotic DNA replication initiation. The record is from RefSeq and is a predicted model, not a curated record. Gene Ontology annotation, cellular component: GINS complex. The transcript has 4 exons. Bases 12 to 605 code for a protein of 197 amino acids. NCBI's taxonomy places the organism in Eukaryota, Metazoa, Mollusca, Bivalvia, Ostreida, Ostreidae.
UUCAGGUAGACAUGUUCGACUAUUUUGAUAUUAAUGACAUAUUGUCAACACAGCAGAGAGUACCAUGCAAAGUAGAAAUGACAAUAUACCGAUUAGGUUAUCUUGACACAAGCUCCGAGUCUGAACAUUUACAACCUGGAACAAAGUUAGAGAUGCCGUAUUGGAUGGCCCGAGGUCUCUGUAGCAGUACGAGACACAUAGUGAGUGUGGACUUGCCUAAGCAGUACAAGGAAGGUUAUCGAGAGAUCUUCACGGCAGACCCAACAGUGGUCGACCUACACAAACUGGGACCAUACUUCUAUAACUACGGAAGUCAGCUCCUUAAAUUUGAACUCCCUGAAACACCUGAUGUAGCAAAGUCAUUAUUACAAACUUUCCAAGGCCGAUUAAGAAAGAUAAUGGACAGUUCACAGAAUUCAUACAAUGAAGACACAUCCAAACUAAUAGAGAAGCUUGACGAAUCAGAAAGGAUUUUAUUUAAAGAGGGACAGAAAGCUUUAAAUGACUUUCAGUGUUGGGAAACAAGGAAAACUGAGAAACUGACCACUUCUGAAAUGGUGAAAAAUCAUAGAAAGAGGAAAAGAGUGGUACUAGAGGAAUCUUAAUGGUCAAUGUAAAGGAAAUUUAUAUACAUUCUUGAUUGGAAAUGUUAUAUUAUUCGAUUUAUUGUUUAUAAUUUAAUGAGAAAUAUACUUAAUAAAGUGAUAA